Molecule: messenger RNA, 797 nt
Organism: Desarmillaria tabescens
Lineage: Eukaryota; Fungi; Basidiomycota; Agaricomycetes; Agaricales; Physalacriaceae
Product: peptidase M24, structural domain-containing protein
Exons: 3
Coding region: 1-495 (164 amino acids)
Source: RefSeq, a predicted model, not a curated record
AUGGUGAUUGCUGCUCCCCCAGAGAUCAGGCAGUUGCGAGAACGCAAGUCGAAGAGAGAGCUAGAGUUGCUCAAGUGUGCCAACGAGGCGAUCCUUCUAGCUAUCCGACAAACACACAAACAAAUGCACAUUGGCAUGCGCGAGUCCGACGCCCGAAACCUCAUCGCACGCGCCCUCGCCGACGCCGGAUUAAAAGAAGGUGGAUGCCUUACCUUAUUCGGAGAAAACGUCGCCCUCCCCCACGGAAGCGGCACAGAUCGCCGUCUCCGCCCACAAGACUUUGCCUUAUUCGACUCUUUACACGGCUACUGGAGCGACGUCACACGCACACUCGCUCUCCCCGCCUCCACCAUCCCUGAUAUCCAUCUCCAAAUAUGGAACUUUGUGCACUCAGCGCAGAAUAUCGCGUUUGGGACUGCCCAUGCAGGUGUAGUCGCCAAGCGCGUCGACGAGGCGACGAGACUCUUCCUUGGUCUCACGGGGUAUGCAUGUUGAGAGACGCCUUCCCAGCCUACUACUCGUCACGUACAUUAUGUAAUUGUACCGUAUUACGGGGGAGAUCGAAGGUCAAGGCUUUUCAGCUCUUGACCUUCAUCCCCAGUUCUGGCACGUACCGCUGCGCUAAAUAACCUGCUCUCAACAAUACAGAGUACUUUACGCACUGCCUUGGACAUGGAAUUGGCUUGGAGGUCCAUGAGGAUCCGUACUUGAAUGGCGGGAGCGAGGUUGUUCUUCAGACAGGUCAUACUUUCUCCGACGAGCCUGGGGUGUAUAUCGAGGGCAAGGUCGGCGUGCGC